AAAAGGGACAGCAAGCACCCUGUUGCACUUCUUACUUGUGAGGCUGGUGAGCAGCCGGGGGGCUGGACGGAGCCGGUCAUGAUGCAGAAGCUACUCAAGUGCACUAGGAUGGUCCUGGCCCUCUUCCUCAUCCUGGCUUUGGAAUCUUCAGUGCAAGGAUAUCCUAUGCGGAGAGCCAGGUACCAGUGGGUGCGCUGCAGUCCUGACAGUAACUCUGCAAACUGCAUCGAUGAAAAGGGACCGUUGUUCGACCUACUUCCAGAGGAAUCCAAUAGAAUCCUCCCACCAAGGAGCGAUCCUUUUUCAAUGACAAAAUUCCGGAACUUGAAUGAUGUCUACCCUCUUUCUGAGGAAUAUUCUGGAUCAGGCUCUGGCUCUGGUUCUGGCUCUGGAUCAGGAUCUGGAAGUGGCUUCCUCACUGAAAUGGAAGAGGAAUACCAGCCAGUAGAUGUAAACGGCCCUCUCGACUACUUCAGUAGGCCUCUCAAGACGAAUCUGCCCUCAGACUUCCAGGACUUGGGUCAAGACGUCUCAGAAGAGGAUUUUAUUAUAUAAAAGACAGGGUUUCCCCUUCCUUGACACCAGGCGAUGUAUUCAGUAUAUUUUGUGUACUAUGGUUAAAUGAUUAAUUUUGGAACAAAGAAUUUACAGAAAAUGUAAAACAUCUGAAAAAGAACCUUAAAUUUAUCACCUUUUUUUCCUUAUGAAUUCUUAAAAGAUUAUGCUUUAAUGCUGUCAUCUAUCCUAUUCUGGAAAAUACCUGCAUGUUUUCUAUCAUAUCCAACCAACAUCAUUAUGAAAUUAACUGAAUCCUCGUGUCUGUAAAAUUGCUUGAAAGAAGAAAUUAUGCUAUUUUUGAAAAUUUUAGUUUGAGAAGCAAAUUGGUAGGCAAUAUUUCAUACCUGAGACUUCAGGAAUCUGGCUCUGAAUUAUAGAUAUGCCUCUUUUCUUAAGAGGAAAGAAAAGAUGAAAAAUUGAUAGAGUAGGUGUUUGCCAUGUUUUAUGGUGUGAAGCAUAUUACUGUACUAUUACCACUGGAUAUGUUUGCAGAACUAGUGGACACUGUUUACCUAGAAGUAUGAUUGUUGUUAUAAUUAGAAACUUAAUACCCAAAUUAAAGUACAGUUGUGCUCUCAAUUCUCAUAUUGCUUUACUUUUUCUCUGGAUAUCUGUAUUUUCAAAUGUUACUCUAUUAAAGCAGAAAUAUAACCAAAUGAAGUAUAA
Messenger RNA from Tupaia belangeri chinensis (Chinese tree shrew), 1224 nucleotides. It is a transcript of the gene SRGN, whose product is annotated as serglycin. The record is from RefSeq and is a predicted model, not a curated record. Gene Ontology annotation, cellular component: secretory granule. The transcript has 3 exons. Lineage: Eukaryota; Metazoa; Chordata; Mammalia; Scandentia; Tupaiidae. The coding region runs from base 79 to 555 and encodes 158 amino acids. Gene Ontology annotation, biological process: negative regulation of bone mineralization; secretory granule organization.